AUGAGUGUCUUCCUUCGUUGGAAGAAUAAAUCACAAGAUGAUUCAAAUAAAAUAGCAGCGACAUAUGAAAAUAAAAUCAAACAAUUCGAUGAAAGAGUAUCAACCUUGAAAGAUGAAAAUCUUGAAUUACGUAAACGUAUUGAUCAACUCGAAGAAUUAUGUACAAGACAUGUGAUUGAUCGUCGAUGUGAACUGUUAGAAUUACAUAUAUCAAAAUUAGAAGAUGAAAAUUUACGAUUAUUUGAUGAAAAUCGUUAUCAACGAAAACAAUAUGAAAUGUUUUUGGGUAAUGUUACACAAAUGGUACUUCGUACAUUGUUUAUGCAACAGAGUAUUCGAAAAGAAUGCAAUGAAAUUUAUCAAAUUAUUGAUGAUUUAUCGAAACGUUCACUAUUGAAUCAAUUAUCCUGGUGUAGAAAAAAGGGUAACAAAAAAUCAUUACGUAGUGUAUCAUGUGAAACGAUAAAUAGUAACAAUAUUAACAGUUCAAGUCAAAUAAAGAAUAAGAAAUCGUCAUUUGCACCGUGUGAAUUAACUCAAUCGUGUGUAGAUUGUCAUUUAAGAAAAAAAACGCCACCAACAACGACAUCUGAUUUUAUUAAACAAUUUUGUAAUAAUAAGAAAGAAAAAGGUGCAGAUGAUACAUAUUCAACAUCAUCGACAACAUUAUGCAGUUUUUCAACAACAGGAAGUUGGACUCUAGAUUUGUCAUUCUAUGACAAAGAAACAACAUAUUCCACACCAUUAUCGAAUACACAGCAUUCAACUCAUCAAAUACGAAAAGAGAGUACAGAAUGUAAAGAACAAAACAAAGGAGAAAAACAUUCUAAUGAAUCAAAUAAUCUUCUACUAUCUUCUACUGACAAUCAACAAUUAUUGCAACGUUCAGAAACAUUUGUUAUUGGAAAAGUGCCACCAGUCGUCGAAGUAAUUACGGCUGGACCAAUGACAGUCAAUAAACAAGACGAUCACAAUUCAAAAAUUCAACGUUGUAGUACAACACGAUCACUCGCAGCUAGUAGCACAACUCGAACAUCCCGUUUACCUUAUCGUCGUGCAACAAUUGUUAAUACUCGUAACAUUGAAUCUUCACCACUUACAAAAUCUCAACCAUCGCAAACUCGGUCUCUCUCAUCUUCGCAAAAAUCAUCUAAAUUACCCGUACUACAACCAAAACCAAAGCAGACAUUAACUACACAAACAAAACUAGCUACAACAAAAGGUCUUUCAAAAAAAGUUGUACCAAUAAAUCGAAUUACAACCGUCAAAAAACAGCCAGUAGUACCUAUACACACUAAUUAUUUGAAACGUACAUCGAUUUCUCCUAGAAUAAAAUCGAAAGAAAACACUACUGUUCAUUCUCGAUCGUCAACAACAGGCGGUUCUAAUCCAAAACGAACAAAAAUAUCAACACCUCUUUCAUCACAACCAGUAGUAAUGAAAACGGAUAAAGCUGUUUCAUGGAUAAUAGAAACGACGGAUAUUGCCGAUGAAAGUAAACAAAAACAAGACAUACAAAUGAAUACAACAUCAAGUGAAUCAAGUAUCGAAGAAAAACAACGAAUAGGGGAUGAAGGUUAUUCAACAAUGUCUUCCGAUAUCAGAGAUGUGUCAUUUGAUAGUUUAAAACGGAGCAUGACGACUAAAAACAGUAAUGACAGUAAUCGGGAUGUUAAUAAUUGGUUGGAUACAAAUACGACGACUAAAAAACCGGUGAAACAACCACAAAUUAUGACUACCAAGAAAACUAUAUCGACUUGUGAAGGUCCAUUCAUACCUGUCGACGAACUUGAACAGUUUAAAAAACAAUUGGAAAAUGAUUCAAACGUUAUUUGUCCAUUUGUACGAACAAAUCGUCGAAACCCUAGUCACAAAACGACUAAUACGAAUGAACAUGUUGUUCCGACUACUCUCGUUAAAGAACUAUCAGCAGAUAGUCUUGAUGAAGCAUGUUGCUGUUCAACAUCAUCUGAUGGACCUCCACAAACAUUGUCAUCCGGAACAACUACAAAUAGUACUACUGAUGAAAAGGAUCAAGCACUGCCGCGUUCAGAAACGUUUGAUAAGAUUCUUGUAGCAUCAUCAGUUCAAAUGGAAUGCAAUACGGACAAUAAUGAUGAUUCAACGGAUAGUACAUGCUCGGAUAUAAAUCAAUUAUUUAUGGACUAUGAAAAACGUGAAGCCGAAUUUUCUCUUGGCACUCGUUAUCUACACCACUUAAUUAAACCUGAAAAACGUCUUGUCUUUCCCGGUAUUAUCGGACGCCUCCUGUUUCUCAGACGAGUAUUAUCCGAUUCGGAUAUUUAUCGAAAAGUAUGUUUAAAAGAAGAAGAAUUACGCACUAAUGUUUAUCAUAUGGAUACUAUAAGAGAGCACAGCAUUGAAUUGAAUUUGUUGUCAACGUACGGUUCAGAAACAGAGUUAAGAGCCUGGUCACAAGAUUGUUGGGAAACUCGAUUUGCUGAGUAUCGAGCAAUGUUCGAUGAUGAAGAAGAAAACGAACAACGACGAUUAACACCAAUACCAAUGAGAAAAUAUAAUCAAAAUGAUGCUGGAACAAGUCAAAUGAUGUGUCUUGAUGAUGAUGAACUAUCUAGUCUAAGUUUUACCGAUGAUGAACAUCAUCAUCAUUAUGAUCAACAGAUUGCACUUGAACGACAACAAUUAUUACAACAAAUAUAUGAGUAUCCAUGGUCAUACGAUGAUCUUGAUAAUAUUGAUUAUUCACUUCCUCAUCCAUCAUCAUUAGAAAAAGAUGAACCGCCACCAUUAUUGUUAACACCAGAUAGUACUAAACAGCAACAAGAUAAUCUAUUAUUACUAACACACGAUUUUAAAUCAGAUUUUUAUCAAUUGUGUACAUUAACAGCAAGUAGUUCAUUUGCUUAUACGAAUACACGAUCAAAUACACCCAAUUCAAGGCAAACAACGCCACCUAUAUCCAACUCAAGUACAUCAUCGUCCGCUGCAUCGGCUUAA
Messenger RNA from Didymodactylos carnosus, 2979 nucleotides. The record is from the annotation of a GenBank genome assembly. Lineage: Eukaryota; Metazoa; Rotifera; Eurotatoria; Philodinida; Philodinidae.